AUGGGCUCCCUCCUCACCUUCGCUACUAGCAACCUGAGUUUUGAUAGCGCUGCACCACGGGACAUCCUUGAGAACAACAGAUCCCUUGACUUGAUCCAAUUCCUCUCCAUCGCUCAGCAUACCAAGACCGACUUCUUGCCGAUCACAUGGGCACCCUUUGAGGAACUCGCUGGCAGGGGCGGGUCCGCUCAAAUCAGCCAGUCACAGAUCAACAUUCAGACAAGCUUUGCGUUUAAACGUUUUUCGGAACCUAGAAGUGAUGGGGCUGAACUGGUCUUCAAGGCUUUGGCUUCUGAAAUUCGGGUCCUUCAGAAUCCGCACACACGAUCCAGCCCUCACGUAGUCAAUUUGCAAGGCAUUUGCUGGGAAUUCGACGACCCAAGUGGCACCAUAUACCCAGUGCUAGUUUUUCCUAAGGCCGAAUAUGGAGAUCUAUAUACAUACUUGCGUCGCCAAGACGGUAAAGCCGUUUCUUUCGACACAAGACUCAAAUGGUGCAUUCAGAUCGCCCGAGCUAUUAACACUUUGCAUACGGAAAAAAUGUUACAAAACCUGACACAAUUAAAAGAUGUUGUUCAUGGAGACAUCAAGCCUCAAAAUAUCCUACUGUACAAGUCCUCAGACGGGCCGCCAGUGGUAGCCGUCACAGACUUUGCAUACUCUUGUCUUGGCCGAAGUGAGACUGACAUUGUACGGUUACCUAGAUCGCCACCUUGGCAAGCGCCUGAGUGGCACCAUCGAGGCUUUCCCAUCGCUCAUGCCAAGAAAAUGGACAUAUAUUCGUUCGGCAUGCUUUGUGCGUGGGUGUUGUUUGGGAGGACCAUGUUGGAACUGAAGACUGAACGUGCACAAAUAGAGGACUGCCAAGCUGGAAGUAUUGAGGCUUUACUGAGUGACUUGAAAGAGCGCCAGGUGCUAUUUGAGACUCUGUGUGAGAUCAUGAAACAAGAUCUCCCAAAUGAUCCAGAACGUAGCCAAAGACUAGUCCAUUUCUUUGCCAAGACGAUCUGUGAUGAUCAGGAUCAAAGAGGUCUGAACGAUCUCUUGCAAGAUUACAAGUUUUGUAUAUCCCUGACAGAUUCACAGAUUCCUUCGUCGCUCUUGCAGCUUGUUUGGGGAGACUUCCGCCUUCGCACAAUGAUCUACAACGGUCUCAAAGCCAAAGUCCAUCGCGGUUCUACAACAACCCAGAAACGUGCAGCUUUCCAGUUGGCGAUUUGUUAUCACAUAGGAUUUGGGACAGCCAGAGAUAUGUCGCAAGUAGAGUAUUACCUCAAGCUGUGCUCAAAGCGUACGGAGGAUCUCCGCGCUGCCGUCGCCCAGGUUGAAGAUCAAAGGGUUUUCCAGCCUGGGAAGUUUCUGGAGCUGUGGACAAGCGGAUUUAUCAGUCCUGUCCAAUAUCCACAGCAUUAUCGAGAUCACGGACAGCAAGUUCUAGCGAAGAAAGAAUACGCGAGGACGAUUGCUGACUUUGAGAUCGCGUUUGGGGAUCAACAUUUCCUGGUCCAAAACCUGAAGGAAAUACUUGCCGAUAUUUUACAAGACGAGGGAAGGGAUGACGAGGCGGUUGAGUUGCUCAACCGAGUUUUGGCAUGCAGGCAGAGAAUUUCCAAAGUGCAUCCCGUCACACUGGCAGUGGAGACGCGUCUGGCGUCUGUCCUGGAAAGACAAGGGAAUUUCGCAGAGGCCGAAAGGCUAGCAUCAUCGGCUAUGGCCAAGAGCAAGGAAUUACUAGGUCCAAAUCAUCCACAAGUGAUCCUGGGCCUGGCCGGUCUAUCCUCAGUCUUCGAAAAACUACAACGCUGGCGGGAAGUCGAAGAACUCGACCGACAAGUUUUGGAAUUCUAUAUAAGCAUGUUUGGAGAGGAACAUCCAAACACAAUCAAGGCGAGAAGUAAUUUGGCUUCAGCGAUGAGAGCUUUGGCACUCAAGGAUCCACAGAGACUGAGAGAAGUGGAGCAGUUGCAGGCUCAAGUUAUGGCUAUAAGUAAAAAGUGUAUCGGACCAGAGCAUCCAGAUACGCUAAACAGCAUGUCCAACCUGGCAGCCACGUAUCAGGAACAGCAACGGUGGGUGGAAGCUGAGCAGCUUAUGCGAGAGGUCUUGGUCAUUUCGGAACGGCGCCUGGGACACAACCACCCCGACAACAUAUCGAGCCUCGGACACUUGGCAGCGAACCUGAAUCACCAGAAACGGUGGACGGAUGCCGAAAACCUGCUCGUCCAAGCUCAAGAGCUUUCGUUAAAAGUUCAUGGUGUAGAUCAUCAGCAACGUCUUACAAUCAUGGGAAAUCUUGCAGAAGUAUAUCGGAAACAGGACAAAUUAGCAGAAGCCGAGAUAUUGGCUCACGAAGUUCUGGAGCGACGAUCACACCUCUUUGGUUUCAACCAUCCGGAUACAAUAACAAGCAUGAUCAGCCUAGCGGUCACGUACUGGCUCGAAGGUCGGCUCGGUGAUGCAACGGACUUGUACUGGGACGCCGUCAGUGUGAGUAUCGAAGUCCAUGGAGCAAAGCAUCCGCAAACACUAAGGAUUUCCCACGACCUGGCAGUUUGCCUCCAUGGACAGGGGUCGCACGAAGAUGCUGUUGCUCUAAUGAAAGAAGUCGUUGUGCAAAGAGAUGCUACGGGCAUAGACUCGACGACAUCAAAUCAGUUUCUUCACACUUGGCAGUGA
Letharia lupina is the source of this 2676-nucleotide messenger RNA. RefSeq lists its product as uncharacterized. The record is from RefSeq and is a predicted model, not a curated record. NCBI's taxonomy places the organism in Eukaryota, Fungi, Ascomycota, Lecanoromycetes, Lecanorales, Parmeliaceae. Gene Ontology annotation, biological process: protein phosphorylation. The transcript has 3 exons. The coding region runs from base 1 to 2676 and encodes 891 amino acids. Gene Ontology annotation, molecular function: protein binding; ATP binding; protein kinase activity.